UUCGAUUUUACCGUCAUGGCACCCGUUUUCAAGUUGAAGUAUAAUGAUUUCAUGGGUGUUGCUGAACCCAUUAGGUAUUUGUUAGCCUAUGGUGAGAUAAAAUACGAAAAUGUAGAAAUCAAGGAUAAUGUUGACUGGAUAGAGGAGAAAAGAUUCCCUUUCGGCAAGCUUCCAGUUUUGGAAGUAGACAAGAAGGUUCUUUACCAUUGUGUGGCAAUCAGCCGCUAUGUGGGAAAGUUGGUGGGCUUACUGACACCAGACGACUUGGAAGCAGCUGAACUGGAUGCCAUUGCAAUGAGCCUUCACGAAUAUUGGCAAAAGGUCUACCAAUGGUAUAACGAAACAAACGAGAUGAAAUCAGUUUUGGAGAAGGAGCUAGUUGAAAAGAUCUGUCCGAAAUAUCUUGGAGAGUUCCAACAAAUCGUUCAAAAGAAGGGCAGCUACUUUGGUGGGACUAAACUAAGUUGGGUGGACCUCUACUUCGUCGCUAUAGUUGAAUCUAUUGAAGCCAUGUGGGGAUCCAAGAUUCUGGACAAAGACUAUCCAAAACUGCACCUGGUUUACAAGCAUGUCCAUGAGAUUCCAGUCAUUAAUGCUUAUGUCAGCAGCAGGCGUAAUUAUAAAUACUGAUUUGAUGAGAAUAAACUCUCUGAAAUAGGAUUGAGGCUUUUAAAUGAGAAGUUUGUUCAACAUUUCGUUUAAUUUUGUAAAAAAGCAAAUAAAAUUUUUGUUCAACAUUU
Messenger RNA from Trichoplusia ni (cabbage looper), 740 nucleotides. Its product is annotated as glutathione S-transferase-like. The record is from RefSeq and is a predicted model, not a curated record. Bases 16 to 630 code for a protein of 204 amino acids. The transcript is spliced from 4 exons. Gene Ontology annotation, molecular function: glutathione transferase activity. Lineage: Eukaryota; Metazoa; Arthropoda; Insecta; Lepidoptera; Noctuidae. Gene Ontology annotation, biological process: glutathione metabolic process.